ACAGCGCUGCUAAGGAAGCUGAAACAGCAAUCCAGAGAGAGUGUGGCGGACAAGAGGCCAAAGCUACUGAACGCCCUCAAAGAGGUACGGCACUGAGUCAUCAUUAUUUCAUAUCCCUGAUCCCUUGUAGUGUAUUUGAGGUGUAAAAAGGCCUCUGAAGUCUGUAAUUUCCAUUUAACAACAACCCCUACAAAAAUGUCUACAUAAUAAUUCACAUUUCCUGUUGCUGCAGGAUUAUUUCCCUGCUGUAGCAAACUGUCUUAAAUUAAAUUAAGAUCCUACCUCUGUAUAUCUUGUAUCCCCAUCUUGUCUCUACCCUGUGUCCUCUGCUCCCUACCUCUCCUCUCCCCUCCUCUUCCCAUUUUUCUCUUCUUCCUAAAUGAACAUGAUCCAUUGCGCUGCGGGGCAGGCUGUGUACUUGCUCCAGAUAUGCCAGCAUAGUCCUCCUAGUCAGAAAUGCCACUCUGCUGGACGCACACAGACACACACAGACCCAGGCGCUCUCAGUCACUCAGUCACACACUAACUACUGUCAUCACAACAAAGCACCCCCAGAGUACAACCCUCGACAUGCAGUGAAUAUGUCCGCCCCCUAGCCGCCUACGCUCAGGGAAUAUGCAAACAGACCGCAACAUGGGCCCUGGUGGAGGGAUGGGGGAUCAACCUGCAUGAAAGGUGACAUUCUCACAAACAUUCUAACGAAGCUCCCUGGAUGGCAUGACACAGGGGGAGGCAGAUUCUUCCACUCCACAUACGUACAUACACACGCAUGCAUGCACGGCCGCACGCACACACAUGCACAGACACAGUUGAUAGUCUGGGCUUUGGAGAGCCUUGCAGCACUGUGGCUGGCAUGAAGUUGUCGAGGGUAAUCUGUGGGCAUAAACAUCUGGUGCCCUGGGCAUAGGCCACUACCAGGUCAGUUGUGACUCCCCAAGGGGAUGAACCUGAGUGAUGAAGAGAAGGAGAGAGCAAUGGAGGAAAGGGAUGAAAGAGCAGUUCUCUCCUGUGUUAGAUGAGAGGAUAUUAUCAUUCCUGUGAUGCAGCAGGCCUAGAUGUCAGAGAUACAGUUGAAGUCGGACGUUUACAUACACCUUAGCCAAAUACAUUUAAAAUCAGUUUUUCACAAUUCCUGACAUUUAAUCCUAGUAAAACUUCCCUGUCUUAGGUCAGUUAGGAUCACCACUUUAUUUUAAGAAUGUGAAAUGUCAGAAUAAUAGUAGAGUGAUUUAUUUCAGCUUUUCUUUCUUUCAUCACAUUCCCAGUGGGUCAGAAGUUUACAUACACUCAAUUAGUAUUUGGUAGCAUUGCCUUUAAAUUGUUUAACUUGGGUCAAACGUUUCGGGUAGCCUUCCAUAAGCUUCCCACAAUAAGUUGGGUGAAUUUUGGCCCAUUCCUCCUGACAGAGCUGGUGUAACUGAGUCAGGUUUGUAGGCCUCCUUGCUCGCACAUGCUUUUUCAGUUCUGCCCACACAUUUUCUAUAGGAUUGAGGUCAGGGCUUUGUAAUGGUCACACCAAUACCUUGACUUUGUUGUCCUUAAGCCAUUUUGCCACAACUUUGGAAGUAUGCUUGGGGUCAUUGUCCAUUUGGAAGACCCAUUUGCGACCAAGCUUUAACUUCCUGACUGAUGUCUUGAGAUGUUGCUUCAAUAUAUCCACAUAAUUUUCCUUCCUCAUGAUGCCAUCUAUUUUGUGAAGUGCACCAGUCCCUCCUGUAGCAAAGCACCCCCACAGCAUGAUGGUGCCACCCCCGUGCUUCACGGUUGGGAUGGUGUUCUUCGGCUUGCAAGACACCCCCUUUUUCCUCCAAACAUAAUGAUAGUCAUUAUGGCCAAACAGUUAUAUUUUUGUUUCAUCAGACCAGAGGACAUUUCUCCAAAAUGUACGAUCUUUGACCCCAUGUGCAGUUGCAAACUGUAGUCUGGCUUUUUUAUGGCGGUUUUGGAGAAGUGGCUUCUUCCUUGCUGAGCGGCCUUUGAGGGUAUGUCGAUAUAGGACUUGUUUUACUGUGGAUAUAGAUACUUUUGUACCUGUUUCCUCCAGCAUCUUCACAUGGUCCUUUGCUGUUGUUCUGGGAUUGAUUUGCACUUUUCGCACCAAAGUACGUUAAUCUCUAGGAGACAGAACGCGUCUCCUUCCUGAGCGGUAUGACGGCUGCGUGGUCCCAUGGUGUCUAUACUUGCGUACUAUUGUUUGUACAGAUGAACGUGGUACCUUCAGGCGUUUGGAAAUUGCUCCCAAGGAUGAACCAAACUUGUGGAGGUCUACAAAAAAAUUUUCUGAGGUCUUGGCUGAUUUCUUUUGAUUUUCCCAUGAUGUCAAGCAAAGAGGCACUGAGUUUGAAGGUAGGCCUUGAAAUACAUCCACAGGUAGACCUCCAAUUGACUCAAAUGAUGUCAAUUAGCCUAUCAGAAGCUUCUAAAGCCAUGAAAUCAUUUUCUGGAAUUUUCCAAGCUGUUUAAAGGCACAGUGAACUUAGUGUAUGUAAAUUCAUGACCCACUGGAAUUGUGAUACAGUGAAUUAUAAGUAAAAUAAUCUCUCUGUAAACAAUUGUUGUAAAAAUUACUUGUGUCAUGAACAAAGUAGAUGUCCUAACCGACUUGCCAAAACUAUAGUUUGUUAACAAGGAAUUUGUGGAGUGGUUGAAAAAGGAGUUUCAAUGACUCCAACCUAAGUGUAUGUAAACUUCCGACUUAUAAUAAUAAUAAUAAUAAUAAUAAUAAUAAUAUGCCAUUUAGCAGACGCUUUUAUCCAAAUCCAUGUGUGCAUACAUUUUUACGUAUGGGUGGUCCCGGCGAUCGAACCCACUACCCUGGCGUUACAAGCGCCAUGCUCUACCAAUUGAGCUACAGAGGACCACAACUUCAACUGUAGGUGAAAAUCUAACUUCAGGGGAUUAUAUUUCUCAGAGAUGUGAUGCGCUAUCAUUAAUACUACAUCUGGAGGUUUUAUUUCCGGUCAGUACCGUGAGAUUAUGUGGGCCAGCUGUGUCAUUUCAGAGCAUUUUAACUACAUAUUGGAUCCUAAACUCAUUGAAGAAAAUUAGGCUCAACUAGGAUAUGCUUGAUACGGUAAUGUCUGUCAGGUCCACUCUUCCUCAGUUUACUCUCGCUGGUGUAUUUCGAUAAUGAAAUUGAUAUUCUGUUUCUUUACAGCUGGGAGACUUUUACUUGGAGCUUCACUGGGACUUUCAAAGCUGGGGUGAGUUUUCUUUGCAUUCCACACAAGUAUAUGAUCAAAUUACCCACAACCAGGCCUACUCACUACAACUGUUCAGUUUCUUUUUAACAACACAGAGUGCAUCUACUUAGAUUAAAGUUAAAAUACUAGCAUGGUUGACGUUGUUAAACAGAGUGUGUUUGUGUUAAUGUGGUGGUAUCUCUAAGAGAGCCCAGCUAUGUGGGUGUCAGUGAGUGAGUGCUCUCUGCCUAGUUGGUUGGGAACAGAGUGAAGCUGAGAGAUUGUUUACAACCCUGAGGUAAUCCUCUGGAGGGAGUGGCUUUCCCAUCCACACACUGACAGAAAGACAGACACUUCCCCUGGUGGUGGCUAUACAUCAUUACAACAUCCCACCACCAGCAUUACUAAGGCCUAUGAACAUUUACAUCAAUCAAUCUAAUGUAAUGUAUUUUAUAAAGCCCUUUUUACAGCAGAGUGCUUAUACAGAAAUCCAGCCUAAACCCCCAAAGAGCAAGCAAUGCAGAUGUAGAAGCACGAUGUCUAGGAAAAACUCCCUAGAAAGGCAGGAACCUAGGAAGAAACUUAGAGAGGAACCGGGCUCCAAGCGGUGUCCAGUCCUCUUCUGGCUGUGCCGGGUAGCGAUUCUAACAUUGUCAUUAAUGCCAGAUCGUUCUUCAAGAUGUUCAAACGUUCAUAAAUGACCAGCAGGGUCAAAUAAUAAUCACAGUGGCUAUAGAGGGUGCACAAGGUCAGCACCUCAGGAGUAAAUGUCAGUUGCCUUUUCAUAGCUGAGCAUUCAGAGGUCGAGCGAGGUAGAAAGAGAAAGAAUCAAUUAAGCUUAAUUUUAGAUGCAUUAUUCACUUAAUGCCUAUCGUUUCUUGGAAUAAAUUAUAGAGAAAAUGCUGUUACAAAUGUCCUGAAUUACUUUGGCUAAAUGUCCAGUGUAAGUCAAGAGUGUGUUCACAUGUCCCUGUCCAUGUUAAAUAUUGACCUGCUUGUAAAAAUUAUGUGACUGUUCACAACAGUAAAGAAAGGGAUGCUGAUUGUGUAAGUGUGAGUUGGUAGAAUUUGACAGGGGAUGUAGCCUAGUGCCCCUGUGUGGCAAUGGCUCAAAUCCAAAGAAUGCAUUGGGAGAUGCCUUUUUAUAUUAGCACUGUUCAGGAGGGUGAAACAUCACAGAACAUUCAGAUGGAAAUGUAUAGUGCAGAACAGAUAUAACAGAGAAUUGUGCCAGCUCUAUUCAUUCUAUUUCUAUAUGCAAUAUUCUGAACAUUUCACCUCACAGACAUUGAGAGACCGGGACCCCAGCAGCCCUUUUCAAUAUGCUGGGGAUAAAACAGACACGUUGUCCUGUCUGUACUAGUGCAGAUCAAAGGGAAUUGAUUUCCUCUCAGAGAGAGGUGCACUGCUGGCACACAUGGCAUUCAUAGGCUAUGUUCCAAUAUCCAUGCUAGCAUACUUAUAUAUACAUUAGAAUUAAGGGGGUGUGGUAUAUGGCCAGUAUACCACGGCUAAGGGCUGUUCUUAAGCAAGACACAACACGGAGUGCCUGGAUACAGCCCUUAGCCGUGGUAUGUUGGCCAUAUACCACAAACCCCCUAGGUGCCUUAUUGCUAUUAUAAACUGGUUACCAACGUAAUUAAAAAUAAAUAUUGUAUCAUGCCCAUGGUAUACGGUCUGAUAUACCACAGUUUUCAGCCAAUCACCAUUCAGGGCUCGAACCACCCAGUUUAUAAUGCAAUAUAGUACAGCAUGCUAACGUGAGUAUUGGAACAUGGACAAUAGUAUGGUGCCCUCCAAGGGUCAGAAGUGGUCUCAAAUCCUACUUACACAUAACCUAAGUCAGUCAUAUAAUACCUACUUACACAUAACCUAAGUCAGUCAUAUAAUAAUAAUCGAACCCGGGUCUGUAGUGAUGCCUCAAGCACUGCGAUGCAGUGCCUUAGACCGCUGCGCCACUCGGGAGGCAGGACUUAUACCUUUUAAAUACUUUUUCUCUCACUCUGUGAUUUUGUGCAAUUUAUUUUGGUGCAGGACUUUGGAAAUCAUUAUUUAAUGACAGUCUGUAAAGAGUGUUAAAUAUUGAACUGCAUAUGCCUGUGCUGGUAUGGGCUCCGAAAGGGGGAAUAUAGGAGCUUUGAAGUGGUUGGUGAUGAUCAUUAUUAAGGAGUUUCUAAACUUAGGCCUAUUUAUUUCCCCAUGUUGCAGUGCCUUUGCUCUCCCGAAUCCUUCCCUCUGACGCUUGUAAGAUCUACAAACAGGGCAUCAACAUCCGGUGAGUCAAGUAAUCCCUUGUUUUUAUGACGUCUUAACAAGCAACAAUUUGCUUGAAGCCAAUAGAUAAGAUCAUUGUAACAAAGAAGCAUGUCAAACAGAUUACAACACAUGUAAUAAACAGACGGAUGUCCCAUCAUGGAUCACUGAUUCAGUUUUCUGUACUGGUCUCAGCUGCUACAGCCUGUGUAAAGCUUGUCCACGCACACACAAUGCUGUUGCUUCUCCUCCUACGCAGCUCAAAAUCCAUAAACUGUCUUCACCAAUGUUUAACCUUGGUUGGGUCUGUUUCUCCUUCAGCCAUCUUGUCAUAGUCUUGGCAGGGCAGAGAUGAAGUUUCAUUAAAUGCAGAAAGAGUCAGGUAUUGAGCUUUCCCCUAUGGACAAACCCAAGGAGCCACCUCUGUCUAACAACAUUAGACUGGUGCUUCUCCUGACUGAUGUCCUCAGCUUCAGUAUUAUACUGAUAUGGUAAAACCCACUAUAAUAAAAGUCAAUAUGCCUUGAGAAAACUAUUUUAUUGAAGCACUUUCAAGCUUUUAGGGCCCUAUUCAGUUCAGUAUAAAUCCCUGGCCUUGAACACUACACCUUCUCCCAGCUUUAUGGGCUUCUGUAAAGCCAGCCCGAGCACGGUGGCUAACUACCAGCACGGUUAACUAGAGUGUGAAAUCGGUUUUCACACUGCUGUGACUGAGCAGCACGGCAUCUGUUUGCAGAUCUAUUACCUCUACAUCCCUCUCCAAAUAAUUACACGUAGAUAGAGAGAAGCAGCACCUACCCUCAACCUAACUCUACCGACUCUAUUAUAAUUUGCCCAGUGCCGAGUUGUCACAUUCAAUUAUUCCCCAUCCAGUAGCAAAAUGCUAUUCACCAGUUGGACUAUACAGAAUACAGUAAAGUUCUCUGGGUUAAUGUGUUAGCAGGCUGGUUAAUGUAUGCUGUGUUGCUGAGCUUUACAAGCCUCAGUGUUCAGUGACAUGAAGCCAGGUUCAGGCUGUGUUGUUCUUCAAAGGGCCUGAAUUUUACCACACACAGCUCUGGCAUACCGUGACAUGCGCACACACACACACACACACACACACACACACACACACACACACACAGAGAGACAGACAAAUGAACGUGUUUUGAGGCGUUGCUAGGUUACUUGCCUCACAAAUUGCCCCCCUCCUCCGCACCUCUCCCCUGCUCUGAAUCUAUGCAACGCUGAAGAUUCAGGGCUAAUUAUUCUCAGACACAUGAAAGUGUGUGCAUGUUGUUGUGAGUGGGUGGUGAAGAAAGAAAGCUGUCUAACAGGCUUUCAAAAUGUCCGUAGGAGAGGGGGGCCAAGGUAUAUAGUGCAUUCGGAAAGUAUUCAGACCCCUUCACUUUUUCCACAUUUUGUUUAGUUACAGCCUUGUUCUAAAAUGGAUUAAAUUAAAUAUACACACAACAUCCCAUAAUGACAAAGCAAAAACAGGUUUUUCCAAAUCUUUGCACAUUUCAUGCACUCAAAUGUAAUUCCUCUGCUGGAGGUGUAAAACACAAGGGGACAUAUUUGCAGAAAACAGAAAUCACAUUUACAUAAGUAUUCAGACCCUUUACUCAGUGCUUUGUUGAAGCACCUUUGGCAGCGAUUACAGCCUUGAGUCUUCUUGGGUAUGACGCUACAAGCUUGGCAAACCUGUAUUUGGGGAGUUUCUCCCAUUCUUCUUUCCAGAUCCUCUCAUGCUCUGUCAGGUUGGAUGGGGAGCGUCGCUGCACAGCUAUUUUCAGGUCUCUCCAGAGAUGUUCGAUCGGGUUCAAGUCCGGGCUCUGGCUGGGCCACUCAAGGACAUUCAGAGACUUGUCCCGAAGCCACUCCUGCAUUGUCUUGGCUGUGUGCUUAGGAUGGUGCCAGGUUUCCUCCAGACGUGACGCUUGGCAUUCAGGCCAAAGAGUUAAAUCUUGGUUUCAUCAGACUAGAGAAUCUUGUUUCCCAUGGUCUGAGAGUCCUUUAGGUGCCUUUUUGGCAAACUCCGAGCAGGCUGUCAUGUGCCUUUUACUGAGGAGUGGCUUCCGUCUGGCCACUCUACCAUAAAGGCCUUAUUUGGUGGAGUGCUGUAGAGAUGGUUGUCCUUUUGGAAGGUUCUCCCGUCUCCACAGAGGAACUCAGAAGCUCUGUCAGAGUGACCUUCCUGACCAAGGCCCUUCUCCCCCGAUUGCUCAGUUUGGCUGGGCGGCCAUCUCUAGGAAGAGUCUUGGUGGUUCCAAACUUCUUCCAUUUAAGAAUGAUGGAGGCCACUGUGUUCUUGGGGACCUUCAAGGCUGCAUAAACGUUUUGGUACCCUUCCCCAGAUCUGUGCCUCGACACAAUCCUGUCUCAGAACUCUAUGGACAAUUCCUUCGACCUCAUGGCUUGGUUUCUGCUCUGACAAGCACUGUCAACUGUGGGACCUUAUAUAGACAGGUGUGUGCCUUUCCAAAUAAUGUCCAAUCAAUUGAAUUUACCACAGGUGGACUCCAAUCAAGUUGUAGAAACAUCUCAAGGAUGAUCAAUGGAAACAAGAUGCACCUGAGCUCAAUUUCGAGUCUCAUAGCAAAAGGUCUGAAUACUUAUGUAAAUAAGGUAUUUCUGUUUUCACUUUGUCAUUACUGGGUAUUGUGUGUAGAUUGAUGAGGAAAAAAUUAAUUUAAUCAAUUUUAGAAUAAGGCUGUAACGUAACAAAGUGGAGAAAGUCAAGGGAUCUGAAUACUUUCCAAAUGCACUGUAACUUCAUUUUCAUUCCAAUGGUUGAAAGUCUUCGCUCUGUCGUGCCUCUCACUCUCCUUUUCAUUGUCUAUGUGCAGCACAUAUAAUUGUUUAGUUAUUAUCUUUGUUGCCACACCUCAUUUCUCCACUACUUCCUGAAACUAGCUUUUCUUGGAAAACAUAGAAAUGGGUUGUCUCCCAUGGCAACCAUUAAAUCAAAAGCCAUCUGAGCUUUUAGAAACCAAGUUUCAAUUCUUUAGUUUUAUCGAAAAAAGCUUUACUUUUAAGCUGUCUGUUGCUUAGUGACAAGGAAGUGUCCUUGAUCUUAUACUCGGUGUGUGUGUGUGUGUGUUUGUGUGUGUGUCUCCCUCACACUCUUUCUGUCAUUUCUCUCAUUACUUCUUUUGAUCUUUUGGUUUUUAAGGGGUGUGGAGGGGUUAUGUAGAUGUGAGUAAUCAAUAAGCAUACAUAUGAACUAGAGGCAAUAUGUGCUUUUUUAAUGUGCUGGUACUGGUGCUAUUGACAUUAUAUUGACCCAUGAAGUGGUUUGAAAUUCAAUUUUCUCUCCUUCCCUUUCUGUCUGUUUGGUCAUAGACUGGACACCACCCUAAUAGACUUCACAGAUAUGAAGUGCCAACGUGGUGACCUCAGCUUCAUCUUCGAUGGUGACGCCAUCCCCUCGGAGUCCUUUGUGGUGCUGGACAAUGAACAGAAGGUGUACCAACGGAUACACCACGAGGUGAGACACACGACUUGAUGCUGAAGUUGUUGUUUUUGCACUUCUCUAGCUAAUGACCCUCACAGUUUUUUAUUCCACCUUUAAAAAUGGGGCACCUAGCUUCUGAACUCUGUGAGCCCUGUUUUUGUGAAGUGUGUUUGUGUGUGCUGAAGGCUUCUACCUGCUUACCAAUUUGGCGGUGGCUCCUUGUGUUCCAGGAGUCAGAGAUGGAGACAGAGGAAGAGGUGGACAUCCUCAUGAGCAGCGAUGUUUACUCUGCCACCCUCUCCACCAAGUCCAUCACAUUCUCCAGAGCCCAGACCGGCUGGCUGUUCCGAGAGGAUAAAACGGUUAAUUUAUACAUCUCUGUCUCGCUCUCCGUCUAAUACUAAAACAUAUCUUUCUCAAAAUUAGGGCUGUGGCGAUCAUGACAUUUUGUCAGCCGGUGAUUGUCAAGCAAAUAACUGCCGGUCUCACGGUAAUUGACCGUUAAUGAACAUAAACACAUUUAGCAUCUCCUGGCUUCCACGCAUAGCCUACAAGCCACUGAUGCAGACCUUUGGAACAUCUACAUUUAAAAAAGUCUAAUAAAUCCAUUUAAUAUAGCCUACACCACCACAAUAAAUUCAUUAUUUAUUUCAGACAGGUCUAAAGAAAAUGUAGUUUAUUUCAGAAGAACACAAUAGCAUACUCUGAGUUGUCCUUAUGUUAGGCCCUGAUCUGGCAAUGCCAUAUGGCUGUAGGCUACUCUAGUUCAUUUAGCAGACAAAGAUUUGCUUUGAAUUCCAUGGCAUUAUUUUAUAGUAUGAAGAAUACAAUUGAACAUAGCUGUAUAAAAUAGAUAGGAUAUUUUCUCCAAACAAUUUCUGAGUGCGUGCGCACAUGCGGCUAUUCUGUGUUGACCGGUUAACAAAGAAACAGGUCCUCCUAUAUGCUUGAUUUGGAGUUAUUUAUGCAACUUUAGUUGUGAUACAAACGUUGGGUAAAUUUAGAUUUGUAAUACAUUCUAAGACUGCAUGUGACUCUAAUGAUGAUUUGAAAAAAGUUGCAUGAACGGCAUACUCUUUGCUUUGGUUCUUGUGCAGGCUGCACACACUUCAUCAGUCUCUCAUUCACAUUUUGACAAGCACUUAAUAAUGCCUGGAAUUACCCGCCGGCAUCGCCCUUGUGUGGCCGUAAUGCCCCCUAAAAAAAUCCAUGCCUUUUGCAGCCAGUGGCCAAUUCUUAUUAGCCAAUGCCCGUCACGUGAUCGGGUCCUUCUCACAGGCAUCUCAGCUUCCAUGUAGACUAAAAGUGAAGACAGACACAUCAGCGACGGAACUGCGCGUGUCCUUUUUAUUGAAUUCCGAGGCGCAUAUUGAAGAUGUUAAAAGAACUGUCCACAUUUAGUUUUUGUCAGCCAACAAGCCAACUAGGCCUUAUUUUAUUUAUUUAUUUAUUUAUUUUUAUUUCACCUUUAUUUAACCAGGUAAGCCAGUUGAGAACAAGUUCUCAUUUACAACUGCGACCUGGCCAAGAUAAAGCAAAGCAGUGUGAAAAAAAACAACAACAACACAGAGUUACAUAUGGAAUAAACAAAACGUACAGUCAAUAACACAAUAGAAAAUCUAUAUAAAGUGUGUGCAAAUGUAGUAAGUUAUGGAGGUAAGGCAAUAAAUAGGCCAUAGUGCAAAAUAAUUAAAAUGUAGUAUUAACACUGGAGUGAUAGAUGUGCAGAAGAUGUUGUGCAAAUAGAGAUACUGGGGUGCAAAUGAGCAAAAUAAAUAACAAUGUAAAUAACAAUAUGGGGAUGAGGUAGUUGGGUGGGCUAAUUACAGAUGGGCUGUGUACAGGUGCAGUGAUCGGUAAGCUGCUCUGACAACUGAUGCUUAAAGAUAGUGAGGGAGAUACAGUGGGGAGAACAAGUAUUUGAUACACUGCCGAUUUUGCAGGUUUUCCUACUUACAAAGCAUGUAGAGGUCUGUAAUUUUUAUCAUAGGUACACUUCAACUGUGAGAGGCGGAAUCUAAAAUCAAUAAAAUCACAUUGUAUGAUUUUUAAGUAAUUAAUUUGCAUUUUAUUGCAUGACAUAAGUAUUUGAUACAUCAGAAAAGCAGAACUUAAUAUUUGGUACAGAAACCUUUGUUUGCAAUUACAGAGAUCAUAUGUUUCCUGUAGGUCUUGACCAGGUUUGCACACACUGCAGCAGGGAUUUUGGCCCACUCCUCCAUACAGAAAUUCUCCAGAUCCUUCAGGUUUCGGGGCUGUCGCUGGGCAAUACGGACUUUCAGCUCCCUCCAAAGAUUUUCUAUUGGGUUCAGGUCUGGAGACUGGCUAGGCCACUCCAGGACCUUGAGAUGCUUCUUACGGAGCCACUCCAUAGUUGCCCUGGCUGUGUGUUUCGGGUCGUUGUCAUACUGGAAGACCCAGCCACGACCCAUCUUCAAUGCUCUUACUGAGGGAAGGAGGUUGUUGGCCAAGAUCUCGCAAUACAUGGCCCCAUCCAUCCUCCCCUCAAUACGGUGCAGUCGUCCUGUCCCCUUUGCAGAAAAGCAUCCCCAAAGAAUGAUGUUUCCACCUCCAUGCUUCAUGGUUGGGAUGGUGUUCUUGGGGUUGUACUCAUCCUUCUUCUUCCUCCAAACACGGCGAGUGGAGUUUAGACCAAAAAGCUAUAUUUAUGUCUCAUCAGACCACAUGACCUUCUCCCAUUCCUCCUCUGGAUCAUCCAGAUGGUCAUUGGCAAACUUCAGACGGGCCUGGACAUGCGCUGGCUUGAGCAGGGGGACCUUGCGUGCGAUGCAGGAUUUAAAUCCAUGACGGCGUAGUGUGUUACUAAUGGUUUUCUUUGAGACUGUGGUCCCAGCUCUCUUCAGGUCAUUGACCAGGUCCUGCCGUGUAGUUCUGGGCUGAUCCCUCACCUUCCUCAUGAUCAUUGAUGCCCCACGAGGUGAGAUCUUGCAUGGAGCCCCAGACCGAGGGUGAUUGACCGUCAUCUUGAACUUCUUCCAUUUUCUAAUAAUUGCGCCAACAGUUGUUGCCUUCUCACCAAGCUGCUUGCCUAUUGUCCUGUAGCCCAUCCCAGCCCUGUGCAGGUCUACAAUUUUAUCCCUGAUGUCCUUACACAGCUCUCUGGUCUUGGCCAUUGUGGAGAGGUUGGAGUCUGUUUGAUUGAGUGUGUGGACAGGUGUCUUUUAUACAGGUAACGAAUUCAAACAGGUGCAGUUAAUACAGGUAAUGAGUGGAGAACAGGAGAGCUUCUUAAAGAAAAACUAACAGGUCUGUGAGAGCCGGAAUUCUUACUGGUUGGUAGGUGAUCAAAUAUUUAUGUCACGCAAUAAAAUGCUAAGUAAUUACUUAAAAAUCAUACAAUGUGAUUUUCUAGAUUUUUGUUUUAGAUUCCGUCUCUCACAGUUGAAGUGUACCUAUGAUACAAAUUACAGACCUCUACAUGCUUUGUAAGUAGGAAAACCUGCAAAAUCGGCAGUGUAUCAAAUACUUGUUCUCCCCACUGUAAGUGUCUCCAGCUUCAGAGAUUUUUGCAGUUCGUUCCAGUCAUUUGCAGCAGAGAACUGGAAGGAAUGGCGACCAAAGGAGGUGUUGGCUUUGGGGAUGACCAGUGAGAUAUACCUACUGGAACGCAUACUACGGGUGGGUGUUGCUAUGGUGACCAAUGAGCUAAGAUAAGGCGGGGAUUUGCCUAGAAGGGAUUUAUAGAUGACCUGGAGCCAGUGGGUUUGGCGACGAAUAUGUAGUGAGGGCCAGCCAACGAGAGCGUACAGGUCACAAUGGUGGGUAGUAUAUGGGGCUUUGGUGACAAAACGGAUGGCACUGUGAUAGACUACAUCCAAUUUGCUGAGUAGAGUGUUGGAAGCUAUUUUGUAAAUGACAUCGCCGAAGUCAAGGAUCGGUAGGAUAGUCAGUUUUACAAGGGCAUGUUUAGCAGCAUGAGUGAAGGAGGCUUUGUUGGGAAAUAGGAAGCCGAUUCUAGAUUUAACUUUGGAUUGGAGAUGCUUAAUGUGAGUCUGGAAGAAGAGUUUACAGUGUAACCAGACACCUACGUAUUUGUAGUUGUCCACAUAUUCUAAGUCAGAGCCGCCGAGAGUAGUGAUUCUAGUCGGGCAGGCGGGUGCAAGCAGUGUUCGAUUGAAGAGCAUGCAUUUAGUUUUACAAGCGUUUAAGAGUAGUUGGAGGCCACGGAAGGAGUGUUGUAUGGCAUUGAAGCUUGUUUGGAGGUUUGUUAACACAGUGUCCAAUGAAGGGCCAGAUGUAUACAACAUGGUGUCAUCUGCGUAGAGGUGGAUCUGAGAGUCACCAGCAGCAAGAGCGACAUCAUUGAUAUACACAGAGAAUAGAGUCGGCACGAGAAUUGAACCCUGUGGCACCCCCAUAGACUGCCAGAGGUCCAGACAACAUGCCCUCUGAUUUGAUACAUUGAACUCUAUCUGAGAAGUAGUUGGUGAACCAGGCGAGGCAGUCAUUUGAGAAACCAAGGCUAUUUAGUCUGCCAAUAAGAAUGCGGUGAUUGACAGAGUCAAAAGCCUUGGCCAGGUCAAUGAAGACGGCUGCACAGUACUUUCUUUCAUAGAUCGCGGUUAUUAUAUCGUUUAGGACCUUGAGCGUGGCUGAGGUACACCCAUGACCAGCUCGGAAACCAGAUACUAUAGCGGAGAAGGUACGGUGGGAUUCUAAAUGGUCGGUGAUCUGUUUGUUAACUUGGCUUUCAAAUACUUUCGAAAGGCAGGGCAGGAUGGAUAUAGGUCUGUAACAGUUUGGAUCUAGAGUGUCACCCCCUUUGAAGAGGGGGAUGACCGCGGCAGCUUUCCAAUCUCUGGGGAUCUCAGACGAUACGAAAGAGAGGUUGAACAGGCUGGUGAUAGGAGUUGUGACAAUUUCGGCAGCUAAUUUUAGAAAGAAAGGGUCCAGAUUGUCUAGCCCAGCUGAUUUGUAGGGGUCCAGAUUUUGCAGCUCUUUCAGAACAUCAGCUAUCUGAAUUUGGGUGAAGGAGAAGCGGGGGGGGGGGGCAUGGGCAAGUUGCAACGGAGGGUGCAGAGCUGGUGGCCGGGGUAUGGGUAGCCAGGUGGAAAGCAUGGCAAGCCGUAGCAAAAUGCUUGUUGACAUUUUUGAUUAUCGUAGAUUUAUCGGUAGUGACAGUGUUUCCUAGCCUCAGUGCAGUGGGCAGUUGGGAGGAGGUGCUCUUAUUCUCCAUGGACUUUACAGUGUCCCAAAACUUUUUGGAGUUAGUGCUACAGGAUGCACAUUUCUGUUUGAAAAAGUUAGCCUUUGCUUUCCUUUUUUUUUUUUUUUUUUUUUUUUUUCUGGGGGGGGGAUGGAUCAGCAUAUAGAUAGAUUGUAACUUCUAUCAAUGUAAUUGUGUGCAUCACUUCCAAUCCCCCAUUUUUUAAAUAUAUAUACUCCCCUUUAUUACUUUUCAACCCCGCCAUCCUUUCCCUACUUGGAGUAAAUUAGUGAACAACAAUGCCCAGGCCUCUACUUCCGGCCUAUACUUACUAUCUACACCUUAUGGACACAGUCAAUUUUACAAUAAUUAUAUUAUAUUUGUUUAGUUUUUUUUGUUUUUGCUCCUGAACUACUUCUACUCUCAACCUCUCCGAUCAUUUUCAUGAUGUCCAUCCGGUUUGCUUCUAUAUGCCAUAUCUUUCUAACUGUGCUCUUUCCCAAAAGCUCCCAACAUACAACCUAUAUACUUAUUAUGGACACACUUACAUUAUUAGCUACCUUUGUUAUUAUUUGUUGUUAUUUGUUAUUAGUCCCAUCCUUCAACUCCAUUCAAUACCUCCCAUCUAUCUCUUAACACCAUCCAUAUAGGAUUUCUAUUUGCCAUAUAUAUUUCAAUCGUACUGUGAUGCUUUACAAAAGUUCUGAACCUUUCUAUUCUCAUUGCUUCUACAGGUUGUGAAUUAAAAAUAUACAUUUUUGCUAAAGUAUUAUUAUAUUAUUGAUCGAUUUACUAUGACUUUUCAGAUCACCCAGUAAUGCUAUCUGCAAGGUUAGCUCCAGGUAAAUAUUGCAAUCCUUUAGCCAUUCCUGGACCUGUGUCCAAAAACAAGCUACAAAUGGACAGUACCAAAACAAAUGAUCUAAUGAUUCUGUCUCUUCACAGCAAAAUCUGUAGAGCUGGGAAGAUUGUAUCCCCCAUAUAAAUAACAUUCUAUUGGUAGCAAGAAUUUUAUAUAAUAAUUUAAAUUGAAAGAUUCAAAUUUUUGAAUCCGGUGUCGAUUUGCGUGUCAGUUCAUAAACACUAUACCAUGGGAUCAGUACGUCAAAUCUCUUCCCAACUAUUUUGCAAUCUAUAUGGGACGGCUGUCAAUCCUUUGGUCCUUAAGUGAAACUGAUAUACUUUUUUAUUUAUCACAGUUUUCCUUAACCAAUUAUGUUCUUUAUUGCAAGGCCGACAGACAAGUUCCUUACUUUCUCCCCCUUCCACUUUCCUCUUCCACUUUUGCGGUAAGGCUGCAAUUAUUUGGUUGUAAUUUUGAGUAGAGCAGACAUUUCCAUAUGUUUUUGUUAGCUGCAUGUGCGACAUAACUCCACCAGUCCUACCGAUGAUAUCAUUUACGAAGAUUAUACCUUUUUUAAACAUUCUAUCAAAAAAUAAAGGUUUUUUGUCAAUUAGUAUAUUUGAAUUUAACCACAAUAUUUAUUGUUUUUGCUUUCCUAACUGAUUUUGUAUAUUGGUUACUGACUUCCCUGAAAAGUUGCAUAUCGCGGGGGCUGUUCGAUGCUAAUGCCGUACGCCACAGGAUGUUUUUGUGCUGGUCAAGGGCAGUCAAGUCUGGGGUGAACCAGGGGCUAUAUCUGUUCUUAGUUCUGAAUUUUUUUAAUGGGGCAUGCUUAUUUAAGAUGGAGAGGAAAGCACUGUUAAAGAACAACCAGGCAUCCUCUACUGACGGAAUGAGGUCAAUAUCCAUCAAGGAUACCCGGGCCAGGUCAAUUAGAAAGGCCUGCUCGCUGAAGUGUUUUAGGGAGCAUUUGACAGUGAUGAGGGGUGGUCGUUUGACCCAUUACGGACGCAGGCAAUGAGGCAGUGAUCGCUGAGAUCCUGGUUGAAGACAGCGGAGGUGUAUUUAGAGGGUAAAUUAGUCAGGAUGAUAUCUAUGAGGGUGCCCAUGUUAACGGAUUUAGGGUUGUACCUGGGAGGUUCCUUGAUAAUUUGUGUGAGAUUGAGGGCAUCUAGUUUAUAUUGUAGGACGGCCGGGGAACUAGGCCUAACGAACAGCAAAAGCACUAGCCUAUGUCAAUCUACUAUCCCCCAUAGUACAAAAGUUGACCUAUACUAUUGGUCAACUUGUCCUUCUGUGCGAGAAAUAAAUAUUCCUAACUUAGUCUGGAACAGUUGUGGGAUACGAUAGAUCCCAAAUGAAUACAACCACUCUCAUCAAAAAACCUUUUAAAAGCAAUGAGGUUGAUGCAACAGAUCAGAGCGUUUAGCUUAAAAUGUUGAUAAACUAUUAGGCUAUUUUUCCACAUUAUAAGCGCAGCGAUGCGCACACUGCAGUAGGCUAUAAGCGCAAAUGUUCCAAAAUGUAAUCAAUUAGCGGGAAAACACCAUUCUCAAAAGUGACCGCAAAUGUGAUUAUGCAUGUAAUGCUUUAUUAUAAAGGUGCAUUUUUAUGGUGAAAAUGUUCUUCCCCAAACUUGAAACUCACGCGCCGCCUAUGUAUGCUAGUUAGGUUCUACACCGGUUAUAAAGCUGAUUAAUGUGCUUAAUUCUAAGAAGUUAUUUGGCCACUUUAGUUGUGAUACAAACCUUAUCAAAACAUAUAGGCCUAUGGGCUAGGCUACAUGAGGUGUGCGACUGAUUUGAAAAAGUUGCAAAAAAAGGCAUGUGCUGUUUCUUGCCUUAAUGCACACAAGCUGGGCAUCCUUCACAAGUGAUAAUAUAUCAUUCACAAGUGAUAGGCUAAUUUUCUCACCCAUCAGACUAUUCUUAGUUUAAUAUUGUCUUUACAUAUACUAAAUAAUAUAUGUGUGAAAUUAGUUUUGAUUUAGAAUGGACCAUUAUCAUGCACCGGUCUCGGAACAGGGGCAGGGCAAAAUACAUGUCAUCUAUGCACUUAAAUAGUGAAUGGAGGACACCUUUCCCAUGGGUCAUUUUCAUGCCAGCCAGGUGGGCUAUACUCCUGUUGUAAAGUGAAGCAAUAUGCUUAAUAUUUGGAAAGUUGAGAAAUAAAUAUAGUAGGCCUAGCCUGUAGAAAGCUGAUAGGAUCCUCCUUUUUAUAAUAGAGAUCAUCAAAACUCUGUUUUCUCAUACAAUUGCAUAGCCUAUAGAAAUGUUGCACAACAUGCUCUCAUGAAGUGUUUGAUUUGAUUUUUGAUUACAUUUGCAUUGAUGUCAGAGGGAUUAGAGGGACAAUAGAGUGCUGAGUACCAGGCAGUUAGCAAGUUUGGUAGGCUACUAAUGACCAUCAGCAGCAUCAGAGCUUGGAGAAGCCUAGUUACCGUGACUAAAUGGUGUCACGAGAAUUUUGUUAUCUCAAUGGUUGAACUCAACUAUCACUUAAGCUUUGAAUAAUUCCCAGAGGUUGUAAGGCUCUGGUUAACGAAGAAUUAAACAAAUUCCCAGUCUUUAUUCAGAGAGCGCUCUCCCGCUAAAAACCCACACAGUCUUUUUAUAUGCGUUCACACAAAGGAACUUGCUCCGCCCACCUUUAGGCGGCCUGUGACUUUCCACAGUAUAGAAUGUUUAAGUUGAACAGUUUCUAGGUUCCCCCUUCCUAUGGAAUGUUUGUCUCCAACUGUUUUUACCCCCCUUCCCUGUUAGUGGUUUUAUUGUCUUAUAACUCUAACACAGUUUACACAGUUAUACAGUAUCGGGGAGGAAUAUUAUAGUCAUUACAUUAAACAUACAAAUUCAUCUAUCAAUGGUCACGUGGAAUUUGACUGCGGUCAUGACUCGUGACUGCCAGUGUGGCGGUAAUACAGUCACCGAACAGCCCUACUCAGAAUGUGACCUCUGCUACUCUACAGUACAGUCUUGUUAUUCAAUGCAGUACAGGAUACCCAUGUCCCACAACAAAGUUCAAAGGCAACAGAGUAACCAAAACAUAGAGGUUGUGUUUGAUAAACAUCUUGGGAGACUAUUAUUAUUGGGGUAUUGCUGUUUGGUUCUGUCUUUUGAAGGGAAAUUGGUGACUGAGUUUUUUUUUUCAUGUCCUUUGUCGCUCCAGGAGCGUGUGGGAAAUUUCCUGGCAGAUUUCUACUCAGUGAACGGGCUGGUGCUGGAGUCACGGAAGCGUCGGGAGCACCUGACCGAGGAGGACAUCCUGAGGAACAAAGCCAUCAUGGAGAGCCUGAGCAAAGGAGGGAACCUCAUUGAGCAGAACUACGAGGUGAGCUCCGCCGUGAGGCCCUCUAGCUGCAGAACUAUGAGGUGAGCUCCGCCGUGAGGCCCUCUAGCUGCAGAUCUAUGAGGGGAGUCUCUCUAGCUGCAGAGUACGGGUAUACUGUAUGGCCACAAUGUAAACAUUCACCCAACUAAAACAUUUAACAAUAUUUUCACAUCCAUAACGUUACAGAACUUUUAACUUUUCCUCUUCUCAAACCUUGUUGUGACCCAGAGCUAUAGCGCCAUGCUGGGCCUCUGUGCUGGCUUGGGUUCGGUCUUUGUCUAGUUUAGCAGUGGGACAUCCCAAGUUGGGGCCCUUGGCUGAAGUUCUAUGCUGGGGCCUCUAACUGGAAUUCUGCUAGGGCCGACUGGUAUGAUGUCACCUGUUAUGGCUGUGUGCUGGGCACUGUGUGCAAAGUGAAGAUCCUGUUUGCUUGUACCUUCAGCAUAAAUGCGAGUCCAGUCCUGAAACUCUCCUCUCCCGCUGUACCUUUGGGGUAGGCCCUCUCAGACCCCACUACUUGCCACUCUUAUAUCACCAUCCUAUAGGAUCUCCUCUCACUUCCAGUCACUUUUACCAAAACAUGUCAAUGAGACAUGGACCACAAGAGUGUCAUGUCUUUUCACUUAGCAUACGGCUCUUUUGAUAUAGAACAUGUCGGCAUGGUUUAUUUGGAAAUACUCACUCCUCUUGGGUUUCUUUAUAGUUGUAUUUGUUUUGGACAUACUGUCUGUCGGAAUGAAAACGGCCCUUCUAAACCUCGUUUGUGGCAUUUUGCCAAGGGAGAACGACUGCCCCUCUCAUUGAAGCCAUGGAAGUUCAAGGCCGACCGCAGUACUGGAGGUAUUGUAAGCAGAAAGCCGGAACCCCCAUUAUAGUGAAUGGGAAUUGCUUCUAAUACACAGUGCAUUCGGAAAGUAUUCAGACCCCUUCACCUUUUCCACAUUUACGUUACAGCCUUAUUCUAAAAUGGAUUGAAUAAAAACAUUUCCUCAUCAAUCUACAACAAUACCCCAUAAUGACGAAGCGAAAACAGCUUUUUAGAAUUUUUUUGCAAAUGUAUUAAAAAUAAAAAACAGAAAUACCUUAUUUACAUAAGUAUUCAGACCCUUUGCUAUGAAACUCGAAAUUGAGCUCAGGUGCAUCCUGUUUCCAUUGAUCAUCCUUGAGAUGUUUCUACAACUUGAUUGUAACGAGGCACAGAUCUGGGGAAGGGUACCAAAAAAAUAUCUGCAGCAUUGAAGGUCCCCAAGAACACAGUGGCCUCCAUCAUUCUUAAAUGGAAGAAGUUUGGAACCACCAAGACUCUUCCUAGAGCUGGCCGCCCGGCCAAACAGCAAUCGGGGCGGGAGUAUGGCCUUGGUCAGGGAGGUGACCAAGAACCCGAUGGUCACUCUGACAGAGCUGCAAAGUUCCUCUGUGGAGAUGGAAGAAACGUCCAGAAGGAAAACCAUCUCUGCAGCACUCCACCAAUCAGGCCUUUAUGGUAGAGUGGCAAGACGGAAGCCACUCCUCAGUAAAAGGCACAUGACAGCCCGCUUGGAGUUUGCCAAAAGGCACCUAAAGGACUCUCAGACCAUGAGAAACAAGAUUCUCUGGUCUGAUGAAACCAAGAUUGAACUCUUUGGCCUGAAUGCCAAGCGUCAUGUCUGGAGGAAACCUGUCACCAUCCCUACAGUGAAGCAUGGUGGUGGCAGCAUCAUGCUGUGGGAAUGUUUUUCAGCAGCAGGGACUGGGAGACUAGUCAGGAUCGAGGGAAAGCUGAACGGAGCAAAGUACAGAGAGAUCCUUAAUGAAAACCUGCUCCAGCGCGCUCAGGACCUCAGACUGGGGAGAAGGUUCACCUUCCAACAGGACAAUGACCCUAAGCACACAGCCAAGACAACGCAGGAGUGGCUUCAAGACAGGUCUCUGAAUGUCCUUGAGUGGCCCAGACAGAGCCCGGAUUUGAAACCGACCGAACAUCUCUGGAGAGACCUGAAAAUAGCUGUGCAGCAACGCUCCCCAUCCAACCUGACAGAGCUUGAGAGGAUCUGCAGAGAAGAAUGGGAGAAACUCCCCAAAUACAGGUGUGCCAAGCAACAAAUUAUUUUAAAAUCGCACACAGAAGAAGUUAUAAGGUCCUCUGUAGCUCAAUUGGUAGAGCAUGGCGCUUGUAACACCAGGGUAGUGGGUUCGAUCCCCGGGACCACCCAUAUGUAAAAAUGUAUGCACACAUGACUGUAAGUCGCUUUGGAUAAAAGCGUCUGCUAAAUGGCAUAUUAUUAUUAUAUUAUUAAUUUAGUUGCUAAUGGCAGCCUGCAGUACCCCGGUCGGCCUUCAACUUGAGUUACUCAAUGAGAGGGGGCAGCACUGAACUAGCGUGCAACGUCACUUCCUGCACUCAAACUGCACGUUAUAUCUCCAUGAGACGGCAUCUUAUCCGACUUAAUUUGACUUCAAUGUGCUAUUGAGUCUUCACAUAGGCAUGAAUGGUGUCACAUGAUCGAUGGCUUUGUCCAUUUUCAUAUCAUUUGCAUUUUGCCCCACUUCCUCGAGCAUGUAUACCAGGCACCCCCCUCUAGUGAUGGAAGCUAAAUUUGGCCCUAUAGAUAAUUUGCUUUGGGAGCCCUUGUCUAAGCACUGCACAUAAAGCCUCCAAAAGGGAAGCCAUGGCCUCACAAAGCUCAAUAUAUGCUUUUUUGGCAGCUCUGUUGUUUUUGUUAGUCCUGUCAUGUCGUGAACUGGGUUUUGUGUUGUUGAUGUGUCCUGUGGUAUUUACUUCCUGUGGUAUUGUUGUCCUUGAACUGUGGUGGUAAAUGCUUUCAAGCAUUUUUUAUCUGUUGUUCACAUUUUAUUUUUUACUGUGUAUUAACCGGUAUUAAACCUGUGAGCAUAUAGGUCAAGGUCAGCUCAGUAUUGAACGGAAAAAAACUGCUUACACACAGUCCUUUGUGCAUCCAUCCAUGUUUGUACAAGUGAUUCCCUGCUCAGUGGAAACUGUUUUGCAGAAGUAGGUUGAGGGAAAAAUAACAUGCCGAGUCCGUCCCAGCACUGACGUCGUCCUCUGUUUACUCCGACGGUGGUGGCAUAGCGGGUCAGCGCGGUACCUGGGGACACAGAUAGUGGGGGGUUUAAAGCAGGGCUCUGUACUACUGACUAGGUGGAUGAAGUCUAAAACCCCUGGUUCCACGGAGCAACGGGGGGGGGGGGCACGGCCAACAGACUGGAGGCAAUGGGGGUGGCGGGAGUGAGAGGCGUGCGAGCCAACACCAAAUGUAUCAAAACACUGUGCUCCACUAGGUCCCACAGGGAUAAUAACAUAGUCCAGUUUGAAGUAAAGGGAACCCUAUUUGUGAAUGAUGGGAUACUGACUAUCAUCUGGUGCCAAUUAUGUCUGUCUUCUCUUGAAGUAGGCCACUGUACAUUAUGGUGGAUACUUCUCAAUUCACGUUUCAGAAUAUCACAGUCACUCAUAGUGAUGGGUCAGUUAAGGAGAGAGAGUUCAAUACUAGUGUGGAUGUGUGUGAGUUUGUGCAUACGUGCGUAUUUGUGGAUGUGCGUCGGUUGGUGUUCUCGAGGUUGCCAUGGCCACAGUAUUAGCAGGAUAGUACUAUUGUGGAGCCAGGUCUGCUGACCUAUGUGAGAUAGUAAGCCUGUGUGUGUCCAGGGCCAACUUUUAAUGUCCAGAGAGGUGCAAGGUGCUGGUGACAAGCCACGUGUCGAGAAUUAACAACCCCUUUUCAUUCAUGCAGUAUGUGUGCAGCUGUAAAAUCAUCAAGUUGUUUUUACCACUGUUCAUGUGGUCAUUCCUGCUCUCAGCAUUAGUGAUGCACAUUGGCCCUCUAGUGACACGAAUGUGGAUGUGAAUUGUAGACCGAAUUGUGCAGUAGCUAAGUUGACUUCAUAAAGGUAAAAGAGGAGACUUGAGUUCCAAAAGUAAAAGUUUUAAUACGGGGGACAGAUGGUCAUGUGAAAAUGCAAAGGCUAAAAAGGAUGGUAUAAUAGCCCUAGUGGCCAACAGCAAAUGGAAAACACUUGUAUACUUUAAGACCAUGUUAAGUUAAUUAUGAGUCACAGGAGGCUGCUGAAGGGGAACGGCUCAUAAUAAUGGCCGGAACGGCGUUAAUGGAAUGGCAUAAAACACCUGGAAACCAUGUGUUUGAUGUAUUUGAUACCGUUCCACCUAUUCCGCUCCAGUCAUUACCAUGAGCCCGUUCUCCCCAGUUAAGGUGCCACCAACCUCCUGUGGUGUCAGUAAUUAAGCUGGUUACUCAUGAUAUGAUUGUAAGCAUAGAUAUGCUCCUCAUAGGAAAUUGGUCGUCGUCGAUCUUGGUCGUCUGGGUUGGUCCCCACAAUCCCCCCUAUGAUCGAUUAUGCUCCAACCUCAACGAUUGUCACUCCCAUGUCCUCAGCAGCCUACAUCUAAUUUAUUUCAGGUGGAUACAGGCGAAAUCUUACAAACAACUUAGCAAAAAAUGAAGCGUUUUUCAGAAGAGCAUAAAAAAUUAUUUAAAAAACGUUUAGUGUACAGUUUGUUUUGUCUGACCGUGUUUUGGUUUGUGUUCUUUGAAGUCAGUUUGUUAUGUAGGACUUUUUUAUCUUGACUUUGUUCUGUGUAGCUUUGUGUUGUCAGGUGUCUGUCCUUGCCAAUGAUUUGGGUUUCCUUCUCUUUAGCCUGUGAGGCGACAGUCACUAACUGCCCCUUCACCCAACACUAUCUCCUGGGAGGAAUACAUCAACGCAGAGAACGGAAAGUAUGCAUGACCAUUACUUUUUUACUUCUCACCACACUUCACAAGUUUUCUUUCACACGCACUCUUACUCAUUGUUAGUCUCACAUGUCUACAUACAGGGUUAAAUGAAGGACAGACCGAUGGAUCACUUAUGCACAGUUACGACAGGGAGAGUGGGUGGAUAGUUCUAUUUAAAGCCAAUCCUCUUACUUCAUCAGUUAAAGCUGUGGAGAGCUGUUCCACUUUCUGUUGGAGAAACCUGACCCUUGAACUGUCAAGUUCAGCUGUCUUGUUCCAUUGGCUUGAUGGGAUUUCAUUAGUUUCCACUAGCUUCCACAGCCACAAAGUCAAAAUUGGCAAAAAAAAUUUAAUUGUUGGUCUUAAUUUAAGGUUAGGGUUAGGCAUAAGGUUAGCAGUGUGGUUAAGAUUAGGGUUAGAUUUCAAAUAAUAUUUUAAGAAGAUAAACUCCGCCCAUUUCUACAAUUUAUGACUGUGCGUAUAGAAGCUAGUGUUGACCGUUUCAGUAGCAACAGGCUUCUGUUUCCCCCUUCAAUCACCUAGCAGUCAGGUUCCUCACAUAAAAUGGGUAUUCUAUUGUAAGACAAAUUAUAAAAUUGUUGCCCAAAUGACCCAAAUGCCAUGCCAUUAUACCCAUACCAUUUUUAACACACAUUUUCAAAAUUGUGUGGACAAAAACGUUUUUCUAGAUGUCACUGAAGUGCAGAGCUUCUAUACACUCCCAUCAGUCAUUUCACUUUCAGGAACACAGUAAGACUUUCUUCCUUUUCUUUCAAAAGUGUUUACCUCAUUUUCUGACAGACAUUCUCCCUCUUUUUCUCCUUCAGAGCGCCUCAUCUAGGAAGAGAGCUGGUAUGCAAAGAGAGCAAGAAGAACUUCAAAGCGACCGUAGCCAUGAGUCAAGACUUCCCGCUGGGCAUUGAAUCGUAAGUCUCCUCUUCGAUCACCCCCAGACGACCUUGAAGUCUAGCCAGACAGCAGUAGUUGCCAAACGGGAUAACUUACUAAUUAUAAUAACAUUUCAUAAAAAUAAUUAAUGAAGUAUUGAUAUCUGAGAUUAAGCUCACAUGAAGUUAACCUAGUUUUAGCUUAUUCUGGGCUAAAUAGGUUGAUUGACACAAAGUGCAUGAUAGCCUCCUUUUUAUGUGGUGUGCAGAGGCCUCGUUUUCUUAUUAUUACCCCCAUCACUAAUUUAAUGUACCAGUGACUGUAGCCUGCAGUACUCUCUGGCAUGAAGUGAUGCAUGACAUGCAUUCUUCAUUGAGUGAGAAUGAAAGACUGAUAUUUCUUCUUUAUUUUCAGGUUAUUAAACGUUCUGGAGGUGAUAGCACCCUUCAAGCACUUUAAUAAACUCAGAGAGUUUGUUCAAAUGAAACUCCCUCCUGGUUUCCCUGUCAAGCUGGGUAAGUACUAUUGUAUACUGCUUAGUCAGAGGGAAAUGUAUUGUACAGUAAAAGAGAUCCAGUUGGACGUAUACUGACUGUCUGACCAGAUUUAUUUCCUGAUGAUGAUGUUAUAACAUGUUUCUCUUUUUCGUUUCCCCACACAGAUAUCCCUGUCUUUCCAACCAUCACGGCCACGGUGACUUUUCAAGAGUUCCGCUACGACGAGUUUGAGCAGUCCAUCUUCACCAUUCCCAAUGAGUACAAAGAGGACCCCAGCCGCUUCCCUGACCUU
This is a messenger RNA of Coregonus sp. 'balchen', 24619 nucleotides long. Lineage: Eukaryota; Metazoa; Chordata; Actinopteri; Salmoniformes; Salmonidae. The record is from the annotation of a GenBank genome assembly.